This is a messenger RNA of Diutina rugosa, 534 nucleotides long. RefSeq names its product Arf family GTPase. Gene Ontology annotation, cellular component: cytoplasm; microtubule cytoskeleton. The record is from RefSeq and is a predicted model, not a curated record. The transcript has a single exon. Lineage: Eukaryota; Fungi; Ascomycota; Pichiomycetes; Serinales; Debaryomycetaceae. Gene Ontology annotation, biological process: protein folding. Gene Ontology annotation, molecular function: GTPase activity; GTP binding. The coding region runs from base 1 to 534 and encodes 177 amino acids.
AUGGGCCUAUUGAGCAUCAUCCGCGCACAAAAGCUCAAGGACCGCGAGCUUCGAGUGCUAGUGUUGGGGCUAGAUAAUGCUGGUAAGACCACGGUGGUGAAAUACUUGCUUAAUGAUCCGCUGGCGACGCUGCCGACGAUGGGGUUUGCCAUCGACACUUUGACUAGAGAGGAUAGUACCAUCCACUUUUGGGAUGUCGGAGGUCAAAAGAGUCUUCGUCCCUUCUGGGGUAACUACUUUGAACACACUGACGUGGUGGUGUGGGUCGUGGACGCAGCCUCAGUGGAAAGAGUACAGGAGCUGGCGCAAGAGUUGAAUGAGCUUCGCGAUACUAAGAGACUCGUGGGAGUGCGAGUGGUGGUAGUGGUAAAUAAAGUUGAUCUAUUGCCGCCACUGCAACGGGCAGAGGUGGUGCCUCGAGUGGAGGCUUUGUUUGGCGACGAUGUGACCACGGUGGUGGCUAGUGCUAAGACGGGGGAGAACCUUGAUCGCGUGUUAGAGGCAAUCCUCGAAGACCACUACAAUAUGAAUUAG